AAACCAAAAACUGUGUAUAAAAGAGGCACCUCCUCUGCUCUACCUACAUAUUAUAUAUCAUUUCUCCACAUUGUUCAUCAGCUCUCUUUAUCUUUAUCUAGCUCUCUAUUUCUACUCUUAAGCAUAAGAGUUCUUGAUGGCCCUAAAGAUGGAAGCUAAAGGCGGAAAGGGAGGGAAUCAGUGGGAUGAUGGAGGCGACCAUGAAAAUGUAACAAAGAUACAUGUACGAGGUGGUCUUCAAGGAAUUCAAUUCAUCAAGUUUGAGUAUGUUAAGGCUGGACAAACAGUUGUUGGACCAAUCCAUGGUGUAUCAGCUAAAGGUUUCACACAAACGUUUGAGAUUAAUCAUGAUCAUGAACAUCUGGUAUCAGUAAAGGGUUGCUAUGAUAACAUAUCCGGUGUGAUUCAAGCACUUCAAUUCGAAACCAAUCAGAGGAGUUCUGAAGUCAUAGGAUACGAUGACAAUGGCGCUAAGGUCACACUUGAAGUCACUAGUGGAAACAAAAUCAUUGGGUUCCAUGGAUCUGCUGAGGCAAAUCUAAAAUCUCUUGGAGCUUAUUUCACACCACUUGCUCCCAUUAAAUUGGAAUACCAAGGUGGUUCUGGAGGCAGCCCAUGGGACCAGGGUUAUCACACCGGCGUAAGAAAAGUCUAUGUUGCAUAUGACUCCACUGGGAUAUCGCAUAUCAGGGUCGACUACGACAAAGACGGCAAAGUGGAAACGCGUCAAAACGGGGAUAUGUUACAUAUGAAUCCGCCAGGAAAACCAAACGAGUUUGCAGUGGACUAUCCAUAUGAAUAUAUUACAUCAAUGGAGGUGACCUGUGACAUAGUCCGUGGCAGCACAGACCGAGUUAGGUCGUUAAGUUUCAAGACAUCAAAAGACAGAACAUCUCCUACAUAUGGACAUAAGGGUGGGCGAACUAUCGUGUUUGAGAGCAAAGGGAGGGCUCUUGUCGGGCUCCAUGGAAGGAGUUGUUGGGCUAUGGAUGCUAUAGGUGCAUAUUUUGGUACGAUCCCUAUUCCUCCUCCUCCUCCCACGGAGAAACUACAAGGAAAAGGUGGUGAUGGAGGUGAAUCAUGGGAUGAUGGAGCUUUCGAUGGUGUGAGAAAGAUAUAUGUGGGACAAGGUGAUAAUGGUAUUUCAUCUGUCAAGUUUGUGUAUGACAAGAACAACCAGUUAGUCCUAGGAGAAGAGCAUGGAAAGAAGACUAUGCUUGGAUACGAAGAGUUCGAGUUGGAGUAUCCGAGUGAAUACAUCACGGCAGUGGAGGGUUAUUAUGAAAAAACAUUUGGAAGUGACUCUGCAGUAAUAAUCAUGCUUAAGUUCAAGACCAAUAAACGAACCUCUCCGCCUUUUGGAAUGGAAUCUGGCGUUAGCUUUACACUCGGGAGGGAAGGUCACAAAGUGGUCGGGUUCCAUGGAAAAGCUAGCCACGAGCUUCAUCAGAUUGGGGUUAGUGUCGCACCAAUCACCAAGUGACGACGUCCUUAAACUAUAUGCUCAUAUUGAAUUUGACCAUGCAUGUUGGUUAAGGGCCUCUCUCGUAUCUCCACCACUUUACUACGUACGUGUGUCGUCUCCAAUGGUUUUAUUUUGAAAUCUAUUUCAAUUAAGCAAAUCUCGUGUAAUAACAGCAAGGUUUUCGAACCAGGUUGACUUGUUAUUUUCAAUGAAGCAUUUCAUAAGCAUAAGACUUCUAAAGUCGUAAAAA
Messenger RNA from Camelina sativa (false flax), 1715 nucleotides. RefSeq names its product jacalin-related lectin 20-like. Lineage: Eukaryota; Viridiplantae; Streptophyta; Magnoliopsida; Brassicales; Brassicaceae. The record is from RefSeq and is a predicted model, not a curated record. Gene Ontology annotation, molecular function: carbohydrate binding.